Angiostrongylus costaricensis is the source of this 1260-nucleotide messenger RNA. Lineage: Eukaryota; Metazoa; Nematoda; Chromadorea; Rhabditida; Metastrongylidae. The record is from the annotation of a GenBank genome assembly.
AUGCGGGUCCUUCAUUUCGCCUUUGCCUCAGCUAGUUCUAAUAUAAAAAGUCAGCAUACGCGAUGUAUUUUUUUUAUUCUAUUUUUCACUCCUCUUCUAGAUAAUAUGGUUAUCGACAAGUGCGUUCAAGAAUGCUCCGGCGAAGAGGAGAGGCUUCUUUCGUUCAAAGAUUCAUGCGUCGUCAUCGAGAACGUCUUUGGUUCCUCGCAGUACGGAGCCAGUUUGUUUCUAUCUGGCUUGGCACGGCUGAAGCAUAGACGUCUGCUAGAUUUACUGUUUUCGGGCAAUGCUUCACGAGCGAUCGAGACGCUGUUUUAUGCAAUUCAUCCAAUAAAAGAGGAUAAGCACGUGGAGGUACAUCUGAGUGGUUCUGUAUUUUUUACCCACUGGCCCAAUUUGGUUACGAUUACAGCUGCAUUCAGCAUUCCUGAUAAGAUGCUUCGCACGUCUAGCUUGUGGACUUGGAAAAAAACAAGAGAAGGUGUCUACCUAUUGUCUCGCUUUGAGAAUGUUCACCUAUCCCUUGUUAUGCAAGAUGUCAUCGAAGCUGACAACAUAGCGAAAAUGGAAAAAUCGCCAGCUCUGGUCGAGAAGAUCCUUAAAAAGUCUGAGUUACGACAACUUUGGUGUGGGAAGAACAGUUCAAGAGUGUGGGAGAAGUUAAUGGUAAGCUGUCGCGAGGAAAUGCUAUACCUAGUUUGGAGGAAUAUAGUAGCUAAACACGUUCUCGAAUUAGCCAAUCACCCAUCCGCCAAUUUUCCUCUGCAGAAGUUCAUUGCUAAUGUGAAGUCUUUGGAAUUGGUGACUAACACCUGUCUAUUUUCUUUCUUCCUUCUGGUGGCCCUACUUCAGUGCGCUUCAAAUCAUGAAGUCCUACAGGAGCCGAUUUUGAAAGAAUUACGAAAGUUCUUCAGGGCAAGCAUGGCAAAAAAUCGGUGUGGUUCUCAUGUUAUCCAAGCAGCGCUGAGAAGUAGCUCUCUUGGGGACAACGUGAAGGAGAAACUGAUAGCCGCUUUUGAGGAUGACUGGGAAUCUCUUAUUUCGGACGUCUACGGCAGUCAUGUUUUCGAAUCGAUCUGGACCUGUUCACUUUACAAUGUGAAACGACGUCAGGACUUAAUGAAAAAACUCGUACCUAUUCAUAACGACUCCAAGUUCUGGAAAUUCGCCAUGCUACGCUGUGAUAUGUAUUUGUUCCGAAAAGACCGUAAAGCUUGGGUCGAGAAGAUGAAAAAAUCAAUAAAAGAGGCAGAACAUUAG